This is a messenger RNA of Gilbertella persicaria, 747 nucleotides long. Its product is annotated as anaphase-promoting complex, subunit 10-domain-containing protein. Bases 1 to 747 code for a protein of 248 amino acids. The record is from RefSeq and is a predicted model, not a curated record. Gene Ontology annotation, biological process: protein K11-linked ubiquitination; anaphase-promoting complex-dependent catabolic process. The transcript is spliced from 3 exons. Lineage: Eukaryota; Fungi; Mucoromycota; Mucoromycetes; Mucorales; Choanephoraceae. Gene Ontology annotation, cellular component: anaphase-promoting complex.
AUGGAUGAACACAGACCAUUUAACUCUAAUCUGUCUAACGGCAGUAACACGACAGAAGAGAACAGACUUGAGUUUGCUUCUGAAGAAUAUUUACGGGACGAUUCAGCCUUGCAAGACUCUUUUUAUUCGAUUGUUUCUGAAUCAGCAGACAAUGAAUUCGCUUCUGAACUAGGUCUUACGCAUGUUCAAAGAGAAGACGAUGAAGCAGAAAACCCUCAAUUGGACGAUGCAGUCAAAGAAAGUACAGCUUUAUCAAUCUAUAAAGAAACGCAUCCAGAUCACGAGCAGUUCAGUUCAGGAGGACGUGAAGUAGCAGACCAUGAAGCUAUCUGGAGUGUAUCUACUUUUAGACCACCUCAUUGGGGUCCUGAUAAACUAAGGGAUAAUAAUGCAUUAACAUAUUGGCAAUCAGACUGCCCUAAUCCGCGACUGGAUCAUACCAUUGAUAUCUCUUUUCACAAAGCCACUUAUAUUCGACAAGUCUCUCUGUUUAUUGAUUUCUUUCAAGAUGAGAGUUAUACACCAAAGACAGUGGUUGUUCGAGGAGGAUUGACAUUUCGCGAUCUACAAGAAAUCAGUCGCAUUGAAUGUAGUGAAGUAGUAGGCUGGAUCAAUAUGGACAUUACCUCUGUCAAUGAUAACAAUCCUUUUCGAUUGUUUUAUUUACAAAUAGCUAUCUUGAGUACACAUUUGAAUGGUAGAGAUACACAUAUUCGUCAACUCAAAGUGUAUUCAGAAGUGCCGUAA